Molecule: messenger RNA, 1986 nt
Organism: Vicia faba (fava bean)
Lineage: Eukaryota; Viridiplantae; Streptophyta; Magnoliopsida; Fabales; Fabaceae
Source: the annotation of a GenBank genome assembly
AUGUCGACGGCUCCGGCACCUUCUUCUCCGCCGGCGGCUAACGCCACGGCACCUCCGCCAGCAACCCCAUCCGCACCUCCUCCAGCCACACCUUCUGCACCGCCACCUUCCAACCCACCUCCGGCCACUCCUUCAUCACCGCCUCCGGCGACACCCUCGGCACCUCCCCCGGCGACUCCUUCAUCACCACCUCCUCCGAAGACUCCCUCAUCUCCUCCUCCAGCAACUCCUUCAACUCCUCAGCCAACACCAGCAGCACCGUCGACUUCUCCGCCGGCACCAACCACGCCGUCGCCUCCCGAAGGUGGAAACACUCCUCCCAGUCCACCUUCACGGGGCUCACCGCCCUCUCCAAAAGGCACUGAUCAAAGCCCUACACCUCCUUCCGCCAAAACUCCGCCGUCGCCUCCUUCAUCGUCGUCAAGUAUGAGUACGGGUGUAGUCGUGGGAAUCGCCGUCGGAGCGGUGGCGAUUCUUGUGGUGUUUAGUAUUCUUUGCAUUUGCUGUAGGAAGAAAAAGAGAAGACGUGAUGAAGAAUACUAUGGUCAGCAGCAUCAGCAACCACCACCUCAGGGACCCAAAUUUGAUCCUUAUGGCGGUCCUCCGAAUCAGUGGCAACAUAAUUCUCACCCUCCUUCAGAUCAUGUAGCCUCAAUGAAGCCACCACCACCUCCUGCUGCAAUUCCAUCGCGACCUCCGUCUCAUGUUGCUCCGCCUCCUCCUCCUCCUCUCAUGAGCAGCAGUGGUGGUACAGGCUCAAACUAUUCAGGCGGUGAACUGCUUCCACCUCCAUCUCCAGGCCUUGCAUUUAGUACUGCAAAAAGUACGUUUACAUACGAGGAGUUGGCACGUGCAACGGAUGGCUUCUCUGAUGCUAACCUCCUUGGACAAGGUGGAUUUGGAUAUGUUCAUAGAGGUAUUCUCCCUAAUGGCAAAGAGGUUGCUGUUAAGCAGCUAAAAGCUGGAAGUGGACAAGGAGAACGCGAAUUUCAAGCUGAAGUUGAGAUUAUUAGCCGUGUUCAUCAUAAACAUCUUGUUUCUCUUGUUGGAUACUGCAGCACUGGGUUUCAGAGGCUACUUGUUUAUGAGUUUGUUCCAAACAAUACAUUGGAAUUCCAUUUACACGGAAAUGGACGACCAACUAUGGAUUGGUCAACAAGACUGCGAAUUGCUUUAGGAUCUGCAAAAGGACUUGCUUAUCUUCAUGAAGAUUGUCAUCCUAAGAUCAUUCAUCGUGAUAUUAAAGCUGCUAACAUCCUUCUCGAUUUUAAGUUUGAAGCAAAGGUUGCAGAUUUUGGUCUUGCAAAGAUUGCUUCUGAUCUCAACACUCAUGUUUCUACUCGAGUGAUGGGGACUUUUGGGUAUCUGGCUCCAGAAUAUGCAGCGAGUGGAAAACUUACAGACAAAUCAGAUGUUUUCUCUUAUGGAGUCAUGCUCCUUGAGCUAUUAACUGGACGCCGACCGGUUGAUAAAAAUCAGACUUACAUGGAUGAUAGUUUGGUAGAAUGGGCUAGGCCUUUGCUCAUGCGUGCUUUAGAAGAAAAUAAUUUAGAUUCUCUGAUUGAUCCAAGGCUUCAGAAUGAAUUUGACCCUAGUGAGAUGACUCGUAUGGUAGCAUGCGCUGCAGCUUGCACACGCCACUCAGCAAAGCGUCGACCAAGGAUGAGCCAGGUUGUGCGCGCCUUAGAAGGAGACGUGUCACUAGCAGAUCUUAAUGAAGGAGUAAGACCUGGACACAGCAGUGUCUACAGUUCUCAUGAAAGCUCAGAUUAUGAUACUCAACAAUACAAAGAAGACAUGAUAAAGUUCAGAAAAAUGGCAUUAGGAACUCAGGAGUAUGCUGCAAGCAGUGAGUACAGUGCAGCUACAAGUGAAUAUGGCUUAAACCCGUCUGGCUCAAGCAGCGAAAACCAAAGCCGCCAGACAACAAGGGAAAUGGAAUUAAGAAAGCUGAAGAACAGUCAAGGAUUCAGUGGAAGUUCAUGA